This is a messenger RNA of Aspergillus eucalypticola CBS 122712, 949 nucleotides long. It is a transcript of the gene racA, whose product is annotated as putative Rho GTPase Rac. Gene Ontology annotation, biological process: regulation of cell shape; small GTPase-mediated signal transduction; actin filament organization. The record is from RefSeq and is a predicted model, not a curated record. Gene Ontology annotation, molecular function: protein kinase binding; GTP binding; GTPase activity. The coding region runs from base 8 to 607 and encodes 199 amino acids. The transcript is spliced from 6 exons. Lineage: Eukaryota; Fungi; Ascomycota; Eurotiomycetes; Eurotiales; Aspergillaceae. Gene Ontology annotation, cellular component: plasma membrane; cell cortex; cytoskeleton.
CGUGACCAUGGCUACUGGUCCAGCUACUCAAUCCCUCAAGUGUGUGGUGACGGGUGAUGGUGCGGUAGGAAAAACAUGUCUCCUGAUUUCGUACACGACCAACGCUUUCCCCGGCGAAUAUAUCCCUACCGUAUUUGACAACUACACCGCUAGUGUGAUGGUAGAUGGCCGACCGAUUAGCUUGGGACUUUGGGAUACUGCUGGACAGGAAGAUUACGACCGUCUUCGCCCAUUGUCCUACCCGCAAACCGACGUCUUCCUGAUCUGCUUCUCCAUCGUUAGCCCGCCGUCCUUCGACAACGUUAAAGCCAAGUGGUUCCCGGAGAUUGAACACCAUGCCCCCAACGUCCCCAUCAUCCUGGUCGGCACCAAGCUCGAUCUGCGAGACGACCGUGGUACCAUAGAUGCUCUCCGACAGCGAAAGAUGGAGCCCGUCUCCUACGAACAAGCUCUGGCCGUGGCCAAGGAAAUCCGGGCACACAAGUACCUCGAAUGUUCGGCCCUGACGCAGCGCAACCUGAAGAGUGUAUUCGACGAGGCGAUCCGCGCUGUCCUCAAUCCCCGGCCUGCGGCCAAACCGAAGAACAAGAAAUGCGUGAUUCUGUAGAUCGUCCCCAAGGACAUGUUCGACUUCCCAAUAAUAUAAACAACUAAUACGGCGUCUGGGUUACGGGGCCUGUGCCGGCCCCAUCUUGAUGAUCUUCUUCUCUUUUUGCCUUGUGUGCCCCGUUCCUCGUCCAUUUUUGGUGCCAUGAUCCUGAUGUUGUUCUCUAUUUUCUUCGGGUUCAGGAUAACCUUGCCUCUCUCUCUCUCAUACACAUUGUCCCCCUCCUCGCCUCCCUUUAAUGCAGUAUAAAGAUGUAACAUGCCAUACAAUACCACUCAAUGAACGUGACUUACGGGUUUCUGGGAUUGCAGAUCUUACUCCAUGUUACUAAGUGAAGUCUCC